AGUUUUCCCUCCUUUCCUCCUCCACCUCCUCUGCAACUGUAAAAGAAAGAGCAGAAUACUAACUACUGUAUCUCUCUACUGUUAAUUUCGUAAAUUUUGGAGAGACAAAAAACCCCAUUUUCGUUUUAAUCCAAAAUAAACUAAAAAACAACAAAUUUCCAAAUUUAAUUUUGGGGGUUUUCUGAGGAAUUUUGUUGGUUAAUUGGUGUGCAUGCAGUGAUGCAGAUAAUUGCAGAGUAAUGAGCAGUUAUGGCGUCAAUAAAAACAAAAUUACUCGAUAAUUUGCAGCAAAAAUUACACCCAAAAAGAGGUUUAAUAAUUUCUGGGUUUGGUUUAUGCAUUGCUGCUGCUUCAUUCAUCCUUUUCUCUCUCAUAAUCUUGAUUACCAACAAAACUACUGCACCCGCAACUUCUUCUCUUGUUUCUUGGAAUUUUCCCCUUCCAAACACGCCCUUAUCUUCUUCUAAUUCUACUAAUUCUUCACUAAUCACUGCUGUUAAUGUUAAUGUUAGUGGGACCCACUUUGACAGCCUUGAUUUGAAGCUGAAGAAUGUGAGUUUCCAUGGUUUGGAAUCAAGGGUUUUAAUCAACUUUUCCAGAAAUAGUGAAAAUAGCAAUGAAAAUGAAGAGGGUUUGAGAAAUAAUUCUGGGGUUUUGACAAAAGAUUGUGAUAUUUUUGAUGGGAAAUGGGUUAGGGAUGAUGAUUUGCCACAUUACCCACCUGGGGUUUGCCCUUUUGUUGAUAGAGAUUUUAAUUGUCAGCUUAAUGGAAGACCUGAUACUGGGUAUUACAGAUGGAAAUGGCAGCCAUUUGGGUGCAACAUCCCUAGAAUGAAUGCCACUGAUUUCUUGGAGCGGAUUAGAGGAAGGAAGCUGGUUUUUAUUGGGGAUUCGUUGAAUCGGAACAUGUGGGAGUCUCUUGUUUGCAUUCUUUGGCAUAGUAUCAAAGACAAGAGGAGGGUGUACGAGGUAUCCGGGAAGAGCGAAUUCAAAAAGGAGGGUAUCUAUGCUAUUAGAUUCGAGGAUUACAACUGUACUAUUGACUAUGUAAGAGCUCCCUUUUUAGUAAGGGAAUCCACAUUUCAGAAGAAAAACGGAUCAUUGGCAACAUUAAGGCUCGAUUUAAUGGACCAAACGACUCAAAUGUAUCAUGAUGCUCAUAUUCUAGUCUUUAACACAGGUCACUGGUGGACACAUGAGAAAACUUCUAAGGGGGAAGAGUAUUACCAAGAAGGUAAUCAUGUUCAUCCUCGGCUUAAAGCUCUUAAGGCUUACAGGAAGGCCCUCGCCACUUGGGGUAGAUGGGUUGACAGGCAUAUUGAUUACAAGAAAACUCUUGUUUUCUUUAGAGGAUAUUCUGGCACUCAUUUCAGAGGAGGUCAGUGGAAUUCAGGAGGGCAAUGCCAUAAGGAAACUGAACCCAUCUUCAACGAGACUUACUUAGGGAGAUACCCUUCAAAGAUGAGAGCUCUUGAGCAAGUUUUGGGGAAAAUGAAGACCCCAGUGAUGUACUUAAACAUAAGCAGGCUCACAGAUUACCGAAAGGAUGCUCACCCUUCGAUUUACAGAAAGUCAUAUGAGAAUGAAAAGGAGCGAAUUGAGGCCGAGCAAUCUCAAGAUUGCAGCCAUUGGUGUUUACCUGGUGUGCCUGACUUCUGGAAUGAGUUACUUUAUGCUUCUCUUCUGAAGGUUGGAUGGGGAUUCCAAAGUCAAGUUUGAGCAUGGAUUAUGUAGAGCAAGAUUUGAUAGUGGUAAGAUUAAGCGCUUUGUGUUAAGGUGCGCGAUUAAGUGAGUGUUAUAUGAUUGUAAAUUACUAACUAGGUUCUUGCACUCAGGUUCAGAAUACAGAUAGGUAGAUCCUGUAACAGUUAACACGUAUCCUUCUUCGAUUGUUUCAACUAAACAGGAUGCAAUUCAUGUGUUUGUAUUUUGUAAUGUGGUGGACUGUCA
Messenger RNA from Spinacia oleracea (spinach), 1950 nucleotides. Its product is annotated as protein trichome birefringence-like 2. NCBI's taxonomy places the organism in Eukaryota, Viridiplantae, Streptophyta, Magnoliopsida, Caryophyllales, Amaranthaceae. Gene Ontology annotation, cellular component: Golgi apparatus. The transcript is spliced from 5 exons. The coding region runs from base 250 to 1719 and encodes 489 amino acids. The record is from RefSeq and is a predicted model, not a curated record. Gene Ontology annotation, molecular function: O-acetyltransferase activity.